AUGUGUCUGAUAAAACCCGUCAAAUAUCUAUGCUGCAGGAGGGUCUACGUUGAGGUCUCGAAACUUCCUAGCUGUUCGCCAGACUUUCCCGAAGUAAAAUGUCCCCCAGACCUGUGUCUUCAGGUUCACGCUUUUGAGCCUGAAUAUAAAGCGGCAGAGUUUGAGUGCUGGAGAUGCAAGGCAAAGAACAUCGAUGCCACUCUUCCAGAGCGAGAGCGUAUGCGCCCAAAAAUAGACAAGGCAAUCAUCGAUUUGAGUUCAUUGGAGACAACAAUUGCAGAACGACGAGUGGCCUACGAGGAUGACGAGCAAUGUUGGUUCUGCCAUUCUAGAGCUGGUUGUGGAACUUGUGGAGCCAAGAAGAUCUCAGAAAUCAAUGCCCAAAGACGUGCCUUAUGGCAGGACCAACACGAAGAACACGAAGAACACCAAGAGGAUCCCACUACACCAUCCACGAAGAGAUUGCGAGAACCAGAUCUUGACUCCGAAGCAGGAGCUAGGAAAGGAAAGCGUCGUGCUAAGAACCCACGCAAGAUCAAGACUGAGAGGAAGGGUAAGAAGUCGACAAAGGCUGAGAGCUCAACGAAGGCCUCUGGCCCAGUCGUCACUCAUGGUCAACAACCACAGCAGCCAUACUACAUCAACCCUCAACACCCUUCUCCCCAUUUAAUGCCUCCAGCAAACCCUCAAUAUGGAAAUCCCUUCAGUCCAAUGAGUCAGUCAAGCAAUGCCUUUGCUAACAGGCAAGUUGGCUCCCCAGCUGUACAUGGAAUGCAGUCACCAUAUCCGGAACUAUCUGGCAAUCCAUCUGGCAACACUUGGUAUCCCCCACAUCCCGUUACGCAUCACGGUCUUCCGAGUACGCCUGCAAGUGGUUGGCAAUCAUUGAACAACAUCAGCCCAGACAAUCCGCAAUCGGCGGUCCAGAUGACUCCCAGCUCACAUGGUACAGCCAACAAUGACGACCUAGCUUUGGCCAACUUUGAUCCAACCCUUUUUGAAGCUACACCACCAAAGGGAGGGUCGAAGGCUGAAGAUUCACCUGGACCAAGCCAGAUUCCAAUGGCACCUGUAAAUGAUAUCCCUUCCCCUUUUCACCUAGCAAUAAAGUUAACCUUUAUACAGAACAUGAACGCAAACGAUUUCGAAUUCAAUGGAAAUGGUCAAGAUUUUGUUCUUUUCGAUGGCAAUGAUGUUGGAAACAAGGCACCUUUCAUUUUUGGAAAUCCCUCCCAUAGGAACCUUUUCGCUAAUUUCGACUUCCAAUCCACACCAUCUUCUGACAGGGAUAAUCAAUCUGUCGGCUCACCAUUCGGUUCAUACCCCCUUCCGUUUUCUCCCGAAGACCCGGAUUCUCAGAUAAUGUCCCCUUUCGGACAAUACCCUGAGCUUCCACCUGAUAUGGGGAAUUGAGCAACUUUUUACGUGAUUCCACCCUCCUCAUUAUUAACAUACGCCCUGGUAUACUUGCAACCUGCCUAUACGUCUAAAUAUCAAUAUUCCCACAAGUAUCGUUAUUCUCCCACGCUCAUUCUUACCACGCAUGAUUCACAUCUUGCAACCAGCCAACACUUCAGAAUCACAGCAACAUACGUCAGACAUCCACCACCCCACAAACACAUUCACAUUCAUAUUCCGACAAUAUCUCUAUCACACCAUCCAAUCAGUUCGGUUCCGCAGAUCGCAAAGGCACAAUUGGUGUGAGACAUGUAUUAUAUCACAACGAUACGUGGGAAUAUUUUUUCCUUUGUUUUCUCUCUCCAUUGUCGUUUCCAUCAUUUCUGUACUUUUUCUACGGGCACGGCAGGGGUCGAUCGGUUUUCCACACGGGGCUUAUACCAAGAACUCAGGUUGAUCCCGAUUCUUUACAGCUUUUCGCGUUUUCCUUGUUUCCUUGUUGGGUUCGGGGCGUUCAGGCGGUAUGGCAUACGGCAAGACAUACGACGGCAUGAAUGGAACGAGAGAGCCAUUUUCGGUAUAUGCUAAGCUUGUUGGAACGAUUACGGUGCAGGAUGGAGGACUAAGAUCUACCAUCCGGAGCAUUCGUCUUAUUAGAGAUACGGAUGGGGAGAUCGCUUGCAUAGACCGGA
Messenger RNA from Hymenoscyphus albidus, 2090 nucleotides. Lineage: Eukaryota; Fungi; Ascomycota; Leotiomycetes; Helotiales; Helotiaceae. The record is from the annotation of a GenBank genome assembly.